AUGCGUACGCACACGCUACGCGUCCCGCCCUUUGCCCCGCCUCCCUCGCCUUUCAAGUCGGGAAACAUUGACUAUAAGAGCGUGAUGCAGUGGCUAUCUGCGAAACCUAUGAAGGUUCGAAUCUUUUUGCGGCUAUCGUUUUUUGCCAUUAUUUUUUUGAACGAUCAUGAUGAACAUGUCGAAAUUUCAUGAUUCAAACCGAUUUAAAAAAGUUCGAUGGCCAAUUUCUUUCAAAAAUAACUUCUAAACAAAAAUAUUUUUUUUUUUUGAAAAUUUCUUGAAGUUAUGGCCGACCAUCCAAUCAUCAGAGACUUUUUUUCAUUGAAGAACAGCAGACACCUUCUGAAAAAAGCGCUAAAUUACCAUCAAAGAUCUUCGCACACCUUGAUCGAAACAAAUAAGAGUUUGCUCGAAUUUCACUAUGUCAAAAGAGCUGCGGAAAAAAUUGCCAGAGAAAAAACAGCUAACAUGGGAGGUCAUUUUAGCGUAGGGUUCAGAAUUUUUUCUAAAUUUGCUCAAACAAUCUUUGAUGAACUGGGAAUCGACCCCUCAUAGUCGCUAUCUGCGCAAAUUUUUUGUUUUGAAGAUAUGAUUUUUCAAAGUUUUUAUCCUUAACCAUGUGAUGCUGUUUGGAAGGAAUGUGGCCGCGCCAUCAAACAAUGCUUGGCAGCUAGAAGCUUCUAGAAGCGUGGUGCAGUGGUAAGCGCGUCAGCCUGCGGAGCCUAUGGCAAAGGUUCGAACGAAUCCUUUGCCAUACGAAUCCGCAGCCGACAGAACAAAAUGGCGACAACGUUCCAGAAAAGCGGACCCCGCGACCGAGCGGGACAGACGCUGAAGAAGAAGAAAAAGCCGUUCUAA
Messenger RNA from Caenorhabditis auriculariae, 858 nucleotides. NCBI's taxonomy places the organism in Eukaryota, Metazoa, Nematoda, Chromadorea, Rhabditida, Rhabditidae. The record is from the annotation of a GenBank genome assembly.